AUGAGCGUACAACACGUGCGCAAAUGGUGCAGAGAGGUCAAGAACGAGCUGUGUGAGGGGGUGUGUUUGCAUCCAGAUAACGCUCGACCGCACGCCGCUGACGCCACCAACGAGCUCAUCGCAAAAUUUGGUUGGAUUAUUGUCAAACACCCACCCUACAGCCCGGACUUAGCCCCAAGUGACUACCAUCUCUUCCCUGAUGGAGGGAUUGGAGGGGACACGCAUUUCGGCGACAGAGAAGAGCUGGAAGAAGCGGUUCUCAGGUAUCUGCGUGGCUUGGCAUGCAAAAACCGCAUACAAAAAUGCAUUGACCUCAGUGGGGACUAUGUAGCAAAAUAG
Belonocnema kinseyi is the source of this 339-nucleotide messenger RNA. Its product is annotated as histone-lysine N-methyltransferase SETMAR-like. Lineage: Eukaryota; Metazoa; Arthropoda; Insecta; Hymenoptera; Cynipidae. Gene Ontology annotation, molecular function: nucleic acid binding. The transcript has a single exon. The record is from RefSeq and is a predicted model, not a curated record. Bases 1 to 339 code for a protein of 112 amino acids.